Messenger RNA from Priapulus caudatus, 3005 nucleotides. RefSeq names its product stress-70 protein, mitochondrial-like. Gene Ontology annotation, biological process: protein refolding; cellular response to unfolded protein. Gene Ontology annotation, molecular function: ATP binding; misfolded protein binding; ATP hydrolysis activity. The record is from RefSeq and is a predicted model, not a curated record. NCBI's taxonomy places the organism in Eukaryota, Metazoa, Priapulida, Priapulimorpha, Priapulimorphida, Priapulidae. Gene Ontology annotation, cellular component: mitochondrion; cytoplasm. The transcript has 15 exons.
UCACCCGAGGAGCACGUGAAGAACAUUCGCCGUCUUUCUAUUUUGUGUGCAUUGUGGCAUAAACAACACUAAAAUGUUUUCGGCGGCGAGAAUCGCAACUUCACAUAUUAAACAGUGUUCACAACUAAUAGCUACAGGACAGACACGACGUUUCUUAUCGAACUUAGCAAAACAGCAACCAUGGGGUGGCCUUUCCUACGACAUUUUUGGUGUCAAAUGCCAACGGUUUUUUGCGUCAGAAGUGAAAGGAGCUGUAAUAGGCAUAGACUUGGGUACCACCAACUCAUGUGUGGCUGUAAUGGAAGGCAAAGUGGCUAAAGUAUUAGAGAAUGCAGAGGGUGCACGGACAACGCCGUCUGUUGUUGCCUUCACACAGGAAGGAGAAAGAUUGGUUGGAAUGCCAGCGAAACGUCAAUCAGUUACGAAUCCAGCUGCAACACUUUCUGCGACAAAACGUUUGAUUGGGAGGCGAUUCACAGACGCUGAAGUACAAAAGGACAUACAAAAUGUUCCAUAUAAGAUUGUAAAAGCAUCAAAUGGGGAUGCCUGGUUAGAAGCACAGGGCAAGAUGUACUCACCCAGCCAAAUAGGUGCCUUUGUCCUGAUGAAGAUGAAAGAAACUGCAGAGAGCUACUUGGGUACGACAGUAAAGAAUGCAGUGAUCACCGUGCCAGCUUACUUCAACGACUCACAGCGACAGGCAACUAAAGAUGCCGGACAGAUUUCUGGUCUCAACGUGCUCCGAGUUAUCAAUGAACCAACCGCAGCCGCUCUCGCAUAUGGAAUGGACAAGUCAGAAGACAAAGUGAUUGCUGUAUAUGAUCUUGGCGGUGGAACGUUUGAUAUAUCCGUCUUGGAGAUUCAGAAGGGUGUGUUCGAGGUGAAAUCGACAAACGGUGAUACGUUCCUGGGAGGUGAAGAUUUCGAUCUGGCUUUGCUCACCUAUCUCGUGGGCGAGUUCAAGAAAGAGCAAGGAAUAGAUCUCAAAAAGGACACGAUGGCACUACAGAGACUGAGGGAAGCUGCAGAAAAGGCCAAGUGUGAACUGUCAUCAGCACUACAGACUGAUAUCAAUCUCCCAUAUUUGACGAUGGAUGCCAGCGGACCAAAGCACAUGAAUAUGAAGCUAUCGAGGGCAAAGUUUGAGAGCAUCGUCGAAGACCUGGUGAAGCGAACGAUAGCUCCAUGCCAGAAGGCCCUGCAGGACGCGGGGGUGUCGAAGGCAGACAUAGGAGAGGUGCUCCUAGUCGGUGGCAUGUCCCGAAUGCCAAAGGUAAUCCGUCGUCUUGAAAGAACUGUUUGACGAACGCCCAGCAAGUCUGUGAAUCCGGAUGAAGCGGUAGCGGCUGGAGCUGCGAUUCAGGGAGGAGUGUUGGCUGGAGACGUGACGGACGUGCUACUGCUGGACGUGACGCCGCUCUCGCUCGGCAUCGAAACCCUCGGCGGAGUCUUCACGAAGCUGAUCAACAGAAACACAACUAUUCCAACCAAGAAGAGCCAGGUCUUCUCAACAGCUGCUGAUGGCCAAACUCAGGUGGAGAUCAAAGUCUUUCAGGGAGAACGUGAGAUGGCCACUGACAACAAGGUUUUGGGGCAAUUCCAGCUGGUUGGCAUCCCACCAGCACCCAGAGGUGUGCCACAGGUCGAGGUGACCUUUGACAUUGAUGCGAACGGAAUAGUAAAUGUAUCGGCCAGGGACAGAGGCACGGGCAAGGAACAACAGAUUGUGAUCCAGUCAUCGGGAGGUCUGAGCAAAGAUGACAUUGAAAACAUGGUGAAGAAUGCAGAAAAGUACGCGGCUGAGGACUUGAAGAAGAAAGAUAUGGUGGAGGUAGUCAACCACGCUGAGGGCAUGAUGCAUGACACAGAGUCCAAGAUGGAAGAGUACAAGGACCAGCUGCCUGCGGAUGAGUGCACGAAGCUAACUGAGGAGCUUGGGAAACUGAAGGCGCGCAUUGCGAACAAAGACCAGGAGACGGUGGAGAGCAUCCGAGAAUCCUCCAACGAGCUCCAGAAGGCUUCACUCAAACUGUUCGAGAUAGCAUACAAAAAGAUGGCUGCGGAGAGAGAGGGUCAGAGUGGAGGAAGUACGGACACAGAGAGCAAGCAGCAGGAGGAGCCGGAGGAGGGCAAGGAAGGCAAGGAAGGCAAGGAGGGAAAGUCCAACUAAGAGAAUGGCCAAGCAGUCAAAGUUUCAUCCAUCAUCGUCGUCAUCAUCGCGUGUGCUUGCGUGACGUGAGCCACACGAGUGACGUGUAACGUGUGUGCUGAGGUGGUGUAACGCGUGUGCUAGUGUGGUGUAACGCGUGUGCUAGUGUGGUGUAACGCGUGUGCUGAGGUGGUGUAACGCGUGUGCCAGCGUAAAGACUGUGCAGCAGUUGCCUGGAUAACGAGACAUCAAUCAGGCUACACUAGUGACACCUGGUGGGUCGCGCACGUAGACGUCGUCGUCAGACGAUGUGGAGAAGACCUGUGCGCGCCUCUACGGUUCACUGUUGUUAGAAGAUUCGCAUGAGAACCAAUUUCGAUGAUUAUCCCAAUUUAUGCGGAAAUGCGCGAUGGAUAGCAACUGCCUCCGCGGAGGGUCAGUUGUGUUCAUUGUUCACUCAGAUGCUGGUGAUUGUUGGAAAAUAAGUUCAUGUAUCAGUUUGAAUGUAACAUAAUAAUACUAAAAACCGUGAGUGUCACCCUGCAAGGCAAUCAGCAAUAGUAUUGCUGCCACACCCCGACUUGUCGGUUGUGUGAAGCUGGUUUCACCUUUGCUAUUGUAGCUUUCUUUAAAGUUAAUUUUAAGUAGAGCUAAGCACGAUUGUUAUGUUGUUAAUGAUCACUUCAUGGUUUAGUCAAUAUUUAAUAUACCUAAAGCCAUUGUUGGAAACUGGACAUUCCUAGUUGUUAGUCAGUGAUUGGUUAGCAUUCACUAAAUCUCUAAUUUAUCAUUAAAAUCCCCAUGUUGUACCUGCAUUGAUAAAUAAAUGCAUAGAUUUCCAGUAAUAGCUAAACAA